Messenger RNA from Trematosphaeria pertusa, 717 nucleotides. RefSeq lists its product as uncharacterized. NCBI's taxonomy places the organism in Eukaryota, Fungi, Ascomycota, Dothideomycetes, Pleosporales, Trematosphaeriaceae. The record is from RefSeq and is a predicted model, not a curated record. The transcript has 2 exons. Bases 60 to 491 code for a protein of 143 amino acids.
CAUCCUGGCGCGGACGGCGGUGAGUAGUAGUGAGCGUUCGACAUUUGUGUUCGUCAAUAAUGUCGGUCGUCGGUCCUCAGCCGGCCGGCCUCCAAAUGUUGGGAGGGGCAGAGCACGUGACCCAGCCUUCCUCCGUGCCUGCCUCGCGUUCUCCAUUUCUGCAGCCUGAUGUCCAUCCAGCGCCCUUUCAGACUCAAACCUCAACACCAGCCGCCUACCCUGCGAUUCACCCCAGAAACACUCCACUUUUCGGCGUCGAAGCACCACCAAGUACCGACGGACGAUGCCGGCUUGAGCUUAGCCGCAGGUCGUCCAACGCACGGAGAUGGCGCAGUGACGUCAGGCCGCACUGGCCAGCUGGCCCGACACGCUCGAGCGAACACAACGCGAAACUUGCGGUCAGCAGGAUCCUCACCAUGGAGCGGGUAAUGGGCCCAUUGAGCAAUAAAAUGCCUCCGCGUUCCCGCUGGCGAGGACCCUGGAGCGCCUGAAGAGCGGCCUACUUGAACACGGGUAUCCCGCCAUCCCUUCGUGCUCCCGUCUUUCGUCUCCCGUCUCCCCACCCCAUCCUUCGUCUCACCCGACGCCGGCCUCGACUCACCUCACUUCUGCCGUGGGACGCUGCUCCGCGCCAACCUCAGCUCUCGCCGCCUCGUGCUCUCGUGUUCGCAGCUGCAACGGUGGGCAGAGGCUCACCUCGUCUGCUACCAUGUAAGU